UCACUUCAAAAUUUCGAUAACAUGGCAUCGUUAGAGGACGAUUCAUUUUAUAAUAUUAAAUCACAUUCUGUUAAUUCUAUUCAAAAAUCAGAAUGGAUUCCUUUGUCUCUUACUUUAGUCGAAUAUCCUCAAGGUGAUUUAUUUGGAAAAUUUUUAGCUUUAGUAAGUUUACUACCAUUUGCUAUUAUAGUUGGUUUCAUAACAUUAAUUCUUUUUAGAAGAGAUUUACAUACAAUUACAUUUUUUAGUGGAAUUAUAAUUAAUAAAUGUAUAAAUUUUAUAUUAAAACAUAUAAUCUGUGAAGCAAGACCAAUGAGACAUAAUGCUAUUGAAUAUAAUGGUAUGCCAUCAAUGCAUGCACAAUUCAUAUGGUUUUUUACUACAUAUAUAACACUUUUUAUAUGUAUAAGAUUGCAUCAUAAUAAUAAUAGCAGCAUUUCAGAAAAAUUUUGGAGGAUUACUAUCAUUAUUGUUUCUAUAAUUAUUGCUAUUUUAAUUACAUACAGUAGAGUUUAUUUAUUAUACCAUAGUAAUUCUCAAGUUGUAUGGGGUACAUUUAUAGGUAUUAUGUUAGGAAUAAUAUGGUUCAUAAUUACAUAUAUGAUUCUUACACCAAUUUUUCCUAUAAUUGUCUCAUGGCGGAUAUCAGAAUAUUUAUUAUUACGUGACACAACAUUAAUUCCUAAUAUUCUUUGGUUUGAAUACACAAAUAUUCGUACAGAAGCAAGAGCACGUUCAAGAAAAUUAGUAUCAAUGAAAUCACAAUGACGCCUAAUGUCUGGCCAAUGGGCUGAUAGUAAAUAAGAUAUAAAUAUUGAAGAAAGUCAUCAAAUAAACAACUUUAGUCAAUCAAAAUGUAAAAAUUGAAAAUUUAUUUGGCUUAAAGGAAUAAUCAUAAAUCAAUGGCAUUGAAUUUUCACUAAUAAUAUUUAAAUGCAUAAGGUAUUAGUACAAAUUUCAUAUGAAUUUUCAUAUUCAUAUCAUAGAAUAUGUACAUUUUGUCAAUUGAUUUUUUUGCAUAACUUAUUUAUGACAAUGAUCAACAACAUUAUUUUAAUAUUAAUAAUUUAAUAUUAAAAAUUUUAAUAUUAAUUUAAUAACGUUAAUUUUUAUAUUUAUAUUCUAUAUCAUAAAAAUAAAAUAUCUAUAUGUUCAAAAAGAAUUACAUUUACUUUAAACAAAAAAAUGAAUUUAGUGCAAUAACAAAAUAUAUAGUUAAAAAAAUAUAUAGUUUUGUCACUAGAUAAAAUAAAUUUAUAUAUAGUUUAUGUUGUAAUAUAUCAAUAUUUUAUCACUAGAUGGAAUAAAUUUGUACAUUUCUUUAUGUUAUCAAUAAGAAUUAAGUAAAUCAUAAAUUCAAAAUUAUUGUAUCUUAUAUUUAAUUAAGAUUAAUAUUACGUUUUUUUAUUAUGCAUUUUUUGUAAUAUAUAUAUUUAAGUACAAUUUUUUAUAUAAUUUUUAUGUACCAAGUAUUAUAUAUAGUUCCUUUUUUACUAUAGUAUGCUUAAAUACUAUACUACAAUAAUUAUGCUUAAGUAAUAGAACUGUAUAUUAACUUGAUAUUAAAAAAUUGUAAAUUAAAAGACAAAAAAAAUCAGCAAUUAAACUGAGAAUUUAAAUUAUAUAUGAAAUCAAAAAUUUAAUUAAAUAAUUAAAAAUUUUUUAAACAUUUAAUAAUUAUUUUAAUUGUUGAUUUUUAAACAAAGUAGUUUUUAGAAAAAUGUUAAAAAGUGCUUAUACAUGUUAACUUUAUUUUAUAUUUAAUAUAAAAAAAAAACAUUUUAGAAUUAUAUCAUUAUUUUUGCUCAAUUAAAUCUUGUUAUAACAAUUAUAUUAUAACAAAUAUAAAAUUUGGUAUUGAAAAUGAAUAAAAAUUAUAAUUUUUAAAUCAGUGCAAAAUUAUUAUAAUGUAAAUAUGCAAUAAUGUUUUAUAAGUGAACUUUAAAUAAAUGCAUACAACAAA
Molecule: messenger RNA, 1963 nt
Organism: Apis cerana (Asiatic honeybee)
Lineage: Eukaryota; Metazoa; Arthropoda; Insecta; Hymenoptera; Apidae
Product: dolichyldiphosphatase 1
Biological process (GO): protein N-linked glycosylation; lipid biosynthetic process
Cellular component (GO): intracellular membrane-bounded organelle; endoplasmic reticulum membrane
Molecular function (GO): dolichyldiphosphatase activity; sphingosine-1-phosphate phosphatase activity
Source: RefSeq, a predicted model, not a curated record